GCAGAGAUUGGACGCAUAGCGAUUAGCGGCUUCAAAACAGCUGAAAACGGCGUGAGACAGCGUGAAGCAAAUUUUUGGGCUUAACGGGUUUUAAUAUUGCAAAAAAAAAAUGUCUUCUCUAACAAAACCCAAGUCUGAGAUGACUCCGGAGGAAUUAGCAAAGAGGGAAGAAGAAGAAUUUAACACCGGACCACUCUGUGUUCUGACACAAUCGGUUAAAAAUAAUACACAAGUAUUGAUAAACUGUCGGAACAACAAGAAACUUCUUGGACGAGUAAAAGCAUUUGACAGGCAUUGCAAUAUGGUUCUGGAGAAUGUUAAAGAAAUGUGGACUGAACAACCACGCACAGGAAAGGGCAAGAAAAAGGCAAAACCAGUAAACAAAGAUAGAUAUAUUCCAAAAAUGUUUCUACGUGGAGAUUCUGUUAUCUUGGUGCUCAGGAAUCCACUGGCAUCUGCCGCAGGAAAGUAAUAAAUUAAGAGAAAAAUGUUUCAUAAAAUCUAUCUACAAAAAAAAAAGAAUAAAAUUUUCAUGUAUAAGACUGCACAAUAUCAUUGACGUUUGAACACAA
Pseudomyrmex gracilis is the source of this 572-nucleotide messenger RNA. RefSeq names its product probable small nuclear ribonucleoprotein Sm D2 (gene SmD2). The record is from RefSeq and is a predicted model, not a curated record. Gene Ontology annotation, cellular component: U2 snRNP; U1 snRNP; U4/U6 x U5 tri-snRNP complex. The transcript is spliced from 3 exons. Gene Ontology annotation, molecular function: RNA binding. Gene Ontology annotation, biological process: RNA splicing; spliceosomal snRNP assembly. Bases 110 to 472 code for a protein of 120 amino acids. Lineage: Eukaryota; Metazoa; Arthropoda; Insecta; Hymenoptera; Formicidae.